This is a messenger RNA of Lentinula edodes (shiitake mushroom), 1473 nucleotides long. RefSeq lists its product as uncharacterized. The record is from RefSeq and is a predicted model, not a curated record. NCBI's taxonomy places the organism in Eukaryota, Fungi, Basidiomycota, Agaricomycetes, Agaricales, Omphalotaceae. Bases 1 to 1473 code for a protein of 490 amino acids. The transcript is spliced from 3 exons.
AUGUGCACACCACAAGCUCCCUCUCUCUGCAAGGUUGCUCUUGAAGUCCAGGCUCAUAUCAUCAGCUACCUUCAUGAUGAUUCUCUAGCAUUAUGCUCCCUUGGUAUUGGAAACAAAUCUCUUGGCCAAAUGGUGUUCCCAAAAUUGUAUGCAUCUGUGCCUACCAUGGCACUGCGGACCCUGUCCAAAUCCGAGACAGAUACUCAGAAAAUACUGGGAAUCCAACACCCAUCUUAUUAUGUGGAGCAACUGCGGGUCUCGACUUCUGGUCCCCGCCGGAAUGUUGUUCGUGACUAUUUUACACCAUCACUCUUCAACAUCAAUACCCACCGUGACUCGAUGAAGCUUUUCUCCUAUACUUCACACACCUUGGCUCUGUCUGAUGUACUUGGGUUCUGGAUACCCAAUUCCUUGAGUAUAGAGCAUGUUGUCCUCAAGUGUCCCACCAGAAAUAUAGAUAAGCUGCAACUUCAGUGGCUUUCUUCUCAUGAAACUCGCUCAUUUGUAGCAGAAUGGACAUCCACAGGUCUACGGAACAGUGUUUUGGUUGGCACUCAUUUCUUGCAUUCAAUCACAAGAUUGGCUUCCAUCUCGGUCCUGGUGUUUGAUUUUCCAUCUUAUUUAUCUUACCCAGAUGGCAUUGAGGAUUUCUCAGAGAUUGAAGAUCUCGAAUUCCCAAAUCUUGUGCACUUUGGGUUUGGUAGUUACUCACUGCCACUGAGUAACCAGAAUAUGCUCUUACAGGCUGGGAUAGAUCCUACUAUUCCCUUACUACCUGGGAAUAUCCUUCGUUUUCUUCACCGUCACCCGUCUAUCAAAUCAUUGUCCUACGACCUAGGUCUCCUCACGGCGGAGGACCUGACUGCCAUUAAAGAGCAUACACUCCUUCCCAAUCUACAGGAGCUUUAUGCCUCUGUUGUGGGCUGCUAUGACGUCUUCACCAAAUUCAACUUGCCCCUCAGUGUCUUGAAUCUGACCAAGGUGAAAGGGGAAUUGCCCCUUUUCCACAUCCUCUGCCAGGGUCUGAAGAAUAUCAGAUCAGUUGAAAUACUUACCCUUGGUGCAGACUCAGAAUUUGCAGCAAGUGAGAUUGGUUCUUUAUCCUUCCUUUCCAUGGUCACAUCAAUCCGACGUUUUUAUCUAUCACUGGCAGUGUCUCCUCCAUCUGUGUGUAUCCUCUCUUUACUCCUUGUCAUGGCUUUUAUUCUGACCUGGGAAUUUUCUCCACAGGUCUUUACAUUGGCUCAUGCCCGGACUUUUUACAAGACUGUCCUAGCAUGGUUUCCACUGUUGGAACAUCUUUGUGUGCACAUUACGUGUACCCCAUCUCUGGAAGAUGCAGACUGGCAUAGGUCUGCAAUUAAAUAUGGACUUCGACAUCGUCCCGGGAAUGUUGCAUAUCCUCCUAUUUCAAUUGUUGUCCAGUUGGUUUUGCCUGACUCACAUCGGGAGAUUCUACAUGUCUUGGGCUAG